Meloidogyne enterolobii is the source of this 1110-nucleotide messenger RNA. NCBI's taxonomy places the organism in Eukaryota, Metazoa, Nematoda, Chromadorea, Rhabditida, Meloidogynidae. The record is from the annotation of a GenBank genome assembly.
AUGUAUUUUCCGGAAAUACAAAGCAAAGGAGAACAUGUUUAUCAUGCAGGACAAGCACAAAUUAAACAAAAUUGUGAAAAAGACAAAGCUGCAAAAAUGAAAAUACCAGUUAAACAUAUUACUCUUGUAUUGCGAGGAGAAAAAAAGAAUAAAAUUGUAUGGAAGGAUUAUGAAGAGUUUAAUUCAAAUAAAAAAUCUGUCGUGAUGGUGAUUAAGCCCUUCUUGGGUAAAAAUAAGCAUUGUUCUGCUAUGGCGGCUAAUCAUUAUUAUCAAAUAUUUUUGUGUCGAAAGGAAGUUUGUGGCGGUCAUGGAAAAUUAUUUUUGAUGAGGAAAUUAAAAACAGGAAAUAAAGAACAAACAAAACUAAUGAAAAUGGAUGAGGGGGAAGAUGUACAUGUUACACAUAUUUUUACUGUUGAACAAAAAAGUGAAGUAAUUGAUCAAAUAAUUAAAAGGUGUAAAGGAACUGAACAUGUAAUUGAGGGAGUUACCUACAAGGCUCCAAGUGCUUCCAAAAAACAACAUCCAAAUAAUAACAAAAAGCCUGAUCAUAAUGAACAACAAAAACAUAACGAAGCAAAACCGGAACAUCAUGCAGAACACAAGGACAAUUCGAAACACACGGAAGAUUCGAAACACAAAGACAAUUCGAAACAAAAACAGGAACAUCAUGCAGAACACAUAGACAAUUCAAAACAUAAGGCCGAUUCGAAAGAAAUUAAGAAAAAUAAAAAAGUGGAGCCGGCUGAAAGAAGGGGUAGAAUUAAUAGCCCUAAUAAUAAAGUUGAGGUUAAAAAGGAAGAAAGUCAUCAAGCAGAAAAGGAGAAAGGUGAAAAGGGCCAGAAAGAAAAUAAAAUAGCUGAACAUAGUGGACAAAAAGAUGGUCAACUUAAUAGUCUAAAAAACCCAAAAAGUAGUCACUUGGAAGAAGAAAAAAUUAAACAUAAAGAGAAUAUUAAUAGCAACAUUGAGAAGCCGGUAAGCGAUUUAAAAGAUGGUAACAGCGUUGAUAAGGAGGGAGAAAAGAAGAAUGAAGUAAAUAAUUUACAGCAAAAUAUACAGAAUAAAUUAAUAGGUGAGCUAAUAAUUCCGGAAAUUCAAAAUAAUUAG